ACUGAUCUUGAAUUGACCGCGGAUUUUUCUGUUUCCUGUGCUGAGAAAUGUCAAGUCACAAGUUUACAAGGAAUGGCUACAUACUGCCAUGUACAAAAUGAACAAAAGAAGGGCAGAACAAGGGCUACAGUCUAUUACAAAGUUUUUUAAGUCAAUACCAUCACCAACAUCGGACAGGCAUCCAACAGGCCGUGUUCCACGGGAAGAAGUCAACGGUAUGUAAACUGUCCAACCAAUGGCUGGUCCACCUAGAUGGUAGUUAACUGUGCUUCUGCUUUGCUAUGUGGAGAUGUUGUACUGGACUGUGGUACAGUGUAGACGUAUACUUGUUUAGUUGGAUGCCAUCACAUACAUUUUUGUGUACCUCUAUAUUGUUUGCUGGACAACUGGGUGGUCACUCUUUAUUCUGCUUUACCCUGUUUAUUGUUGUUUUGGAAUCACUUUUUUGGUGAUUUUUUUUUUGAUAUAUUCCCAUCCAUAUAUUGGAACGGAAGACACUUUUUGUGAAUAUAAACACGCUGACAUCUAUUGUCAAAUCUGUAUACACAUUAACUUGUAUAUUCAUCCAAGCAUGCAUCCAUUCAACUCAAACUAUAGCAGAGAGAGGGGACCAAGGCAGCAAGGAUAUAGUACUGAUAAUCAUAGCUACAACAAUGCAGGAAGAAGGCCGGAACAGUGUGGAAAUGGGAACCAGUUUCCUGUGCAAAAUUACUAUGGAAAUAACUCUCAAAUGUGUACAGAUAUGCACGGAAAUAAUCGGAAUAGACGAGGUUUCCAAGGGGGAUGGAACAACUUUAAUCCUCCAAGGCAAUUUCCAAAUCAGCAGUUUUGGUGUCAUGAAGCUGGACAGAGUGAGGAACAAAAUAGGAGACAGAUGGAGCAGCAAAGAAGAAGAAGCUAUCUUGAACAAUUUGGCCAUCCAGAUAUACAGCAAAAUGAAGCUCAAUUUAAUAGGCAUUAUACAAAUUCAUGCAAUGGAAGAAACUAUCAUCCUGAUCAUCUUGGAGAUAGACGAUGCUCUCCUGAGUUUGAUGGGGCAAGACAUAGCAUCAGUGGGCUUUUAGGGGAUUUUCCUAGAGGAAGGCAAACUUCAGGUUUUCAACAUUUAGAAAGAAGACAAAAUCAACAAGAUACUCUGAGACAGCUCAAUUUCAGUAAUAAUGACAUGCACACAAAUUGGGAUUGGAUCAAACCAAAAUUAGUUAGCUUGAUGGAAAUUUACUUUGAUCAGUCUUCUGAAGAUUUCAGUAAUGAGCAACAACCGAUGAGAAACUCUACUCAAUACAGGGGUCAGGCAACAUCUUUUCAAAAGUCCCCUUCAUUUCAGAAAUGUGAAAAAAAGAAGAAAAGAGGCCCUUUUGGUAGAAACUGCCAUGCCAAUCAAGCAACUAAAGUACAAACACAUUCAAAUGAUAAUGGCAGUUUUGAUAACAAUUUCAGUGAUGGACCAACUCACUGUGACAAUAAGGAAAUUGGAAUUGUCAAGGAUAGUGAAAAACUGAUUCCAGCAAUAGCUGCAGGUACAUUGUCUGAUAAAUCAUUGUCAGUUGACCAUUCACCUCAAAAAUAUUCAGAGAGCCAGAACCACAAACUGACAGGUCUUGACACAGAGGGUGAAAACGGUAGAAAUUCCGAUGACAGGAACAAAACGGCACCUUGUGGACAGGUAUAUGUUUUUGAGGAAGUUCAUAUAGUGGGCAGGUUAUAUGUUUUUGGGGAAGUUUCUAGUGGGUAG
Pecten maximus is the source of this 1735-nucleotide messenger RNA. RefSeq names its product GATA zinc finger domain-containing protein 14-like. Lineage: Eukaryota; Metazoa; Mollusca; Bivalvia; Pectinida; Pectinidae. The transcript has 3 exons. The coding region runs from base 572 to 1735 and encodes 387 amino acids. The record is from RefSeq and is a predicted model, not a curated record.